This is a messenger RNA of Symbiodinium natans, 1710 nucleotides long. The record is from the annotation of a GenBank genome assembly. NCBI's taxonomy places the organism in Eukaryota, Dinophyceae, Suessiales, Symbiodiniaceae.
AUGGCGCGGCCCUCCUCCAAGCCAGUCUUCAACCUGGAAUUGUCCAGGAUUCGGCCGCCAAGGAUCUUGCAAGGGCCAGCGCAAUUCCAAGGGAGAACCUCCCCGGCUCCAUCGGCUACAGCCCCGAAUACAGGGGCAGGUCGUGCAGUGACCGCGGCGGGCAAGGGCCUGGGGCGAGGAGCACCGGUUGUUUAUAGGGCAGCGGCCAGUUUCCAAGGGGCGGCGGCUGCGGCGCGCAGUCGAUCGCCUCGGCAGCAGCAGACGCAGGCCAAAGAUGACAGUACUUGGCGGGCAAAGGACUGGUCAGGACGGUCAGGAAGCUGGAAGACGAAGUGGGCCAAAGAUGAGGAGUGGGACUGGUCAAAGAGGUCCUGGAGUUGGUCCGAGAGCUCGUGGGACAAGUCUGACAGAGGCUGGCGAGGUAACAACUGGCGAGAUACGCAGCCUCAGCAGAAGGAGAAGGAGGGUUUAGAGCAGGCGGGAGUGGGAAAGAAAGAGUCAGACAGCGGGACUUCGGGAAAGCUUUCGGUUCAAAAUGUCCCAGUGAACUACACCAAGGAAGACAUCCUCAAUCUGCAUAAAUCAGUAGGCAUCGACAUGCAGGAGCUGCCAACCGUGUACUUUCACAGCCCAGCGAGCGAAGGGGACGAAGCUUGCAGCGUGACCUGCCGGUAUGGUGAUCUCAGUCAUGCCCAGAACGCCAUGAAGAAGAUCGCUGGCCUGCCAGUCACGACUGCCAGUGGCCAAGAACUGCACCUCAAGCCCACCUUGGUAGACCAGAAUGCGUUGAAGCAGGGCUUCAGGUUUGACGAAGGAGUGGAUCUUGAGGGUGUUAUCCAUCACUGGAAGGAGGAGCAGGGCCACGGGUUCAUUCGGCCUCUCAAGCGCGGACCCGACCUGUUUGUCCAUCGCAGCGAGAUGCCCUUUCCGGAGGGUCAGCCGCCACCCCUUUGGUCAAAAGUGCUGUUCCAGGUAGCCUGGGUCCCGCAGAGGGCGCAGCAAGAAGCAUGCCGCGUGAGAUUUGCGGAUGCCCCCGAGCCAUCUGGGCCAGUUAGCCCAGAACCGACGGCAACGCCGCAGCUGUCAUGGUUGGAAGGCUGGGAAGCUGAAGGAGCUGGAGGCGCUGAAGGCGCUGAAGGAGCUGAAGGAGCUGAAGGAGCUGAAGGAGCCGAGGCGCAAUCGCAGCGCGACGAGCAUCCAGGCCUGGACUUCUUCUGCAAGACAUGGUCGCUGGACUCUGCAACCAGUGCCUGGUUGGCCUGCUUGCAUCCGGAUAUCCAGCAGGAGCUUUUCAAUGAGUAUGACGAUUCGACCCGGAUGGAUCCUCCAAAUCAAGAGGACCAUGUUGAGAUGAUUCCAUCAACUGAGGUUCUUUUGGCGAACCUGCCGCGUGGUUUAUCAGAAUCAGCUCUAACGACACUCCUGUGUCGCUUCGGGCAGGUUCGCAAAGCACGAUUUCUACAGUCCCAGGUCAGGGCCGUGGUGACUAUGAGCAGCAUCGAGGAGGCGACAAUGGCAGUGGAAGACUUAACCUUCAGAAAACCUGAAGGAUGGCCAGGAAAUCUCCUGGCCUGUUUCCAUCACGAGCGUCCCCCUAUUCCGCCGAGCGAAAUACCAGAGGGUAAAAUGCUCUUCGGUGUCGUCAAGGCCUGGAGCCCUGUUGUAGAAGCCGGCGUGGUUUCGUUGCUUGGUAUAGGCCCGCGCCUCUGA